Linderina pennispora is the source of this 720-nucleotide messenger RNA. Its product is annotated as Clavaminate synthase-like protein. The coding region runs from base 1 to 720 and encodes 239 amino acids. The record is from RefSeq and is a predicted model, not a curated record. Gene Ontology annotation, molecular function: 2-oxoglutarate-dependent dioxygenase activity. NCBI's taxonomy places the organism in Eukaryota, Fungi, Kickxellomycota, Kickxellomycetes, Kickxellales, Kickxellaceae. The transcript is spliced from 2 exons.
AUGAUUCGGGACUCCAGCUGCAGUGUACCGUUUGUCAUUAAGGGUGCAAUAUCGUUCUGGCCAGCGCUCACUACGCGCAAGUGGGCAGACCUCGAGUACUUGCGGUCGGCAGUUGGCCACCACCGUCUCGUUCCUGUAGAGCUAGGCGCAAAAUACACCGACCGCAACUGGUCGCAGCAGCUGAUGCCAUUUGGCGAAUACCUGGACCAAGCCAUCUACCCGCUGCAAAACAGCAGAGCUGGUGGCACAGGGUACCUGGCCCAGCACAACCUGUUUGCCCAGGCGCCUCGGCUCAAGCGCGACUUUUGGCUGCCUGAUUACACCCAGGUCGAGACCGGUCGACGAGCUGUGCCUGAAGAUUCGGCAACAGCAAAUGGCGGCGUGCUGGUCAAUGCCUGGCUGGGGCCCAAGGGCACAGUGUCUCCGCUGCAUUUUGACAAAUACGAUAACCUAUUUGCGCAGGUCGUCGGAUACAAGCACAUGCGGUUCUACGCGCCGAGCGAGUCAAGAAAUGUGUAUCCGUUCCCGCCCGGAUCGUCGCUGUGCAACACGAGCCAGGUCGACGUUAAUGAGCCGGAUCUGCAAAGGUUUGCUCGAUUUUCCCAGGCUCGUUAUCUCGAGGUGUGCAUGGGGCCCGGAGACCUGCUGUAUAUGCCGCCCCGCUGGUGGCAUUACGUGCGGUCGCUGAGCACAAGCGUCAGCAUCAGCAUGUGGUUCUGA